AUGGCUCCGGAAAAGGAAAGUAAUGGUCUUGACAACUAUGCAUUUGCAGUUGAAGGACGCUUCUGUGAUCUACCUGACACAAAAAAUGGAGAAGAAGUGGACUCCUUCGUGGAUGGAGACAGCAACAAGCUAGCAUAUUGUGUAACAGAUGUACCUCCUUGGUACCUGUGCAUCAUUUUAGGCAUCCAGCACUGUUUGACUGCAUUUGGAGGCAUCAUCGCCAUCCCAUUAAUCUUGUCUCAGGGGUUGUGUCUGCAACAUGACGGCCUCUCACAAAGCCACCUCAUCAGCACCAUCUUUUUCGUCUCUGGUAUCUGCACCCUGUUGCAAGUUACCUUCGGCAUUAGGCUGCCCAUACUCCAGGGUGGUACAUUCACACUGCUGGCCCCCUCCAUGGCAAUGCUGUCCAUGCCAGAGUGGACGUGCCCUUCUUGGACCCAAAAUGCAAGCCUAGUCAACACCACCUCUGCAGAAUUCAUAGAUGUGUGGCAGAGUCGAAUGAGAGCACUCCAGGGGUCCAUCAUGGUGGGCUCACUCUUUCAGGUGUUUGUUGGUUUCUCUGGUCUCAUUGGCCUCUUCAUGCGCUUCAUCGGACCUCUCACCAUUGCUCCCACCAUCUCUCUCAUUGGACUGUCCCUCUUUGACUCAGCUGGUGCAAGCGCUGGCAACCACUGGGGCAUCUCUUCCAUGACCACUGCGCUGAUCAUCCUGUUCUCACAGUACCUGCGUCACAUAUCUAUGCCAUUUCCUACAUACAGCAAGGAUAAAAAACUGCACACCUCCCGUGUCUACGUCUUUCAGAUUCUUCCUGUUUUGCUUGGAAUAACUUUAUCUUGGCUCAUCUGUUAUAUUUUGACAAUCUACAAUGUACUUCCUUCUGAUUCAGGCCAGUAUGGUUAUCUGGCUCGCACUGAUCUAAAAGGAGAUGUUAUAAGCAAAGCUCCCUGGUUCAGUUUCCCAUACCCAGGUCAGUGGGGUAUGCCAACUGUGAGCCUGGCAGGUGUGGUUGGCAUCCUUGCUGGUGUGAUUUCCUCCAUGAUAGAGUCUGUAGGGGACUAUCACGCUUGUGCCAGACUAUCUGGGGCUCCACCUCCCCCUAAACAUGCCAUCAACAGGGGCAUUGGUAUUGAGGGACUAGGCUGUCUGCUGGCUGGAGCCUGGGGUACGGGAAAUGGUACCACCUCAUACAGUGAGAAUGUUGGUGCUCUUGGUAUUACAAAGGUUGGCAGUCGCACGGUGAUAGUAGCAAGUGGAGCGUUGAUGGUUGUCAUGGGUGUGUUUGGUAAAGUGGGUGCAAUAUUCACCACCAUCCCAUCACCUGUGAUUGGAGGGAUGUUCAUGGUUAUGUUUGGUGUCAUCUCUGCAGCAGGGGUUUCUAAUCUGCAGUAUGCAGAUAUGAAUUCCUCUCGAAACAUCUUCAUUUUUGGUUUCUCCAUGUUCUCUGGUCUGGUCAUUCCCAACUGGAUAUUAAAGAAUCCCAAAGCUAUCGCUACAGGUGUGGUAGAACUUGACCAGGUGCUGCAGGUUCUUCUGACAACCAGUAUGUUUGUUGGAGGCUUCUUUGGCUUCAUACUGGACAACACCAUUCCAGGAUCAAAGCAUGAACGAGGCAUCCUCGCCUGGAACAAGGCUCACGAGGAUGACUCCAGCAACACACUGGAGAGCGGAGAAGUCUACAACCUUCCCUUUGGCAUCAGCUCUUACUUGUCUUCCUCUUCCUGGCUCCGGUACAUGCCAUUCUGCCCUCCUGGUGUGCCCAGCUCUCUGGAUAGAUGUGGAGCAGAUACUAAUUCCCUGGAGCCCAAGCAGCCGCUGGGACACCCAGAACCUGCACAGAUCAUUAUUGGUGUCGCUCUGUGA
Molecule: messenger RNA, 1860 nt
Organism: Toxotes jaculatrix (banded archerfish)
Lineage: Eukaryota; Metazoa; Chordata; Actinopteri; Toxotidae
Product: Xan_ur_permease domain-containing protein
Exons: 12
Coding region: 1-1860 (619 amino acids)
Biological process (GO): transmembrane transport
Cellular component (GO): membrane
Molecular function (GO): transmembrane transporter activity
Source: RefSeq, a predicted model, not a curated record